Myzus persicae (green peach aphid) is the source of this 399-nucleotide messenger RNA. RefSeq lists its product as uncharacterized. The record is from RefSeq and is a predicted model, not a curated record. NCBI's taxonomy places the organism in Eukaryota, Metazoa, Arthropoda, Insecta, Hemiptera, Aphididae. The transcript has 3 exons. Bases 1 to 399 code for a protein of 132 amino acids.
AUGUUAGUAUUUUUGAAUGCUUCUACUACUUUAGAAGCUACAUCAUCAUCAUCAUAUAGGGAUAACGUUAUUGAUCUUUUUAUAUUAGAAGAUUAUGAGGAAGAAGUAACAAAUUCACUAACUUCCCUUCAAGGUGAUGGGCUUAUCACCACUAAAACUACUUUUGAGGGCAAGCCGACCGAUUACUGGGUCUUGACUCAUUAUAAAAGUUCGAAUAUUGUGAAUGUCGCACUUAAGGAUGGAUGGCGUCAUUCGGAAGCAUCAGUGAAGAUCUUCACAAGCGAUAAAUCAAAAGACCAAUCAUUGAAUAGUAGUCUGAAUCAGACUAUGCAGGCCGUAUUCGAUACAAUGCUGCAGGAUCCAGAUCGCCGAACAAUAAAAAGCAAAAUAACAGUUUGA